AUGUCGUCAAAUUCCAGCCUUUCUCGAAAACCAUCGCAGCGAUUAGUCUCUGCAGUACGCUCCAUCAAGCGGAAAGUUCGUAACAUUAAAGGCCGGCCCGCAGAUGACAAUUUUUUGGGCAUCGAACCUUUUCUGUCAGAAAACAUUUUGGAUAUUAAUUUUAACGGGAACUCUAGAGGUAACCAUGCUCAAGGAUGCUGGCCGAAGCGCGCUGCAAUGUUGUUCGAAUUCGAGGUUCUACCAGGAUUUUAUCGCACAGCCCCAAACUCAAGCUCCCAUCCAGACACAAAAGAUCAAGAAUACAAUGCUCCUUGUGCAACGACUUCCAAGUCCACAGCAUUUGUCGAUGAUAACUUUCGCGAUAAUCCACGGGAGCACGACGAGGAAUGUAUUCAUGUUCGCCAGAUACCACCACCGCUACCUCGGUGCCCACUGUCCACCUCCUCUCCGGCACAACUGGGCAGUAAUAAUAAACUUGAACAACCACUGCCGAGACUUUUUUGUCCACCGCCGCGAUGCGAAGAACCCGAUCCUUCGUUUGCGCCGGGCGCCUUCUCGGCCUUCCGCUCGAGUGGGAAUUUGUCUGCGUCACAGGAAAAAUGCAUUGAAUUUGACCUCGCUUCCAGAAUGUCAAUUCGACUCUCGGUCUCAGUCAUCGAAUCCUCCUUCGAUCACGCGAGUCGUUCAUCACGCUAUUCAGAAUCUUCAGAACCAGAGUACUAUGCGAAGUGUCUUUCUUCCAGGCUUGACGCAUUACGUUUUGAUGAGCCUCUAGACUUCAUCCACCGGAGAAGCAAUGACGACAAAGGCAAGUCCAAACAACGGAGGUCUUCAUUUGGAGUAGCCCGCAUCAUCAUUUCUACUCCGAACACCAUACAGAUGUCGCAGCUGUCUCCAUCAUUCAAAACGUGGCUUGGUGAAUUUAUUGAAAGUCACUUAUCUGAAGACGCGUCGCUCGAACGACUAGCAGAUAGCUUUGACCCCGUGAUUAUGGAGGACGCUGAGGAUGAGAGUACGCAGAAGCCUGACUCGCCUAGUGUUUACGAUACGAGCCACUUGGAAGAUUGCGAAGAGGUGGAUCCAGAAACAAUCCAGGAAACAGAAGCCAAACCACCGACUCAUGAGAAGCCUUUUGAAGUCUUGUAA
Messenger RNA from Puccinia triticina, 1146 nucleotides. RefSeq lists its product as uncharacterized. The record is from RefSeq and is a predicted model, not a curated record. Lineage: Eukaryota; Fungi; Basidiomycota; Pucciniomycetes; Pucciniales; Pucciniaceae. The transcript has 4 exons. The coding region runs from base 1 to 1146 and encodes 381 amino acids.